This is a messenger RNA of Puntigrus tetrazona (Sumatra barb), 2694 nucleotides long. It is a transcript of the gene aldh8a1, whose product is annotated as aldehyde dehydrogenase 8 family, member A1. Gene Ontology annotation, biological process: retinoic acid metabolic process. Lineage: Eukaryota; Metazoa; Chordata; Actinopteri; Cypriniformes; Cyprinidae. The record is from RefSeq and is a predicted model, not a curated record. The transcript is spliced from 7 exons. Bases 128 to 1588 code for a protein of 486 amino acids. Gene Ontology annotation, molecular function: retinal dehydrogenase (NAD+) activity.
AUUUACUUGAGUAAACAGAUUGCAAAAGAGUCCGCUGAAAGCUCAGAUGUAACAGUGUGCUGACUGGUGCGCAAACAUUUCAGGUUUCUCUUUUGUCUGCAAAACUGAUUUUUAAUCACAUUUUACAAUGUCAAAAGACAAAUAUCUAGUGCUGGAAAACUAUAUCGGUGGGAAGUGUGUACCAUGUUCCAAGCUAAUAGACUCUUUCAACCCAUCGACUGGAGAGGUUUAUUGCAAAGUUCCAGACAGUGGCCCUGAGGAGGUGGAUACUGCAGUGAGGGCAGCCAAAGAGGCCUUUCCUGAUUGGUCGGCAAAGAGUCCAGCAGAGAGAUCCAAAGUACUGAAUAAACUGGCAGACCUGAUAGAGGCUCGACUGGAAGAGUUUGUCCAGGCUGAGUCUAAAGACCAGGGGAAGACUAUAACAUUUGCCCGAAAUGUGGACAUUCCACGAUCAGCGUACAACUUCCGUUUUUUUGCUUCAUCUGUCCUGCAUCACACUAACGACUGCAGUCAGAUGGAUCACAUGGGCUGUCUCAACUACACCGUACGCUGUCCUGUAGGAGUGGCUGGUCUCAUAAGCCCAUGGAACCUACCGUUGUACCUCCUGACCUGGAAGAUCGCACCGGCUGUUGCUGCAGGCAAUACUGUGGUGGCCAAGCCUAGUGAGAUGACCUCUGUCACUGCCUGGAUGAUGUGUCAGCUAUUGGAGGAAGCCGGAUUUCCGCCUGGAGUGAUCAACAUAGUCUUUGGUACGGGCCCACGAGCCGGGGAUGCUCUGGUGUCCCACCCAGACGUGCCGCUGAUUUCAUUUACGGGGAGCACAGCCACGGCGAGGCUGAUAACAGAGCGCAGUGCACCGUAUUAUAAGAAGCUCUCGUUGGAGCUUGGUGGGAAAAACCCGGCUGUUAUAUUUGCUGAUGCUGACAUGGAGCAGUGCAUCAGCACUACUGUACGAUCCAGCUUCUCCAAUCAGGGAGAGAUCUGUCUGUGUACCAGCAGAAUCUUCGUCGAGCGCAGCAUUUACCCAGAAUUCCUUGCUCGUUUCGUGGAGGCGGCUCGUCGGUGGAAAACCGGAACGCCUUCCGACCCCUCCAACGACAAUGGAGCGCUCAUCAGCAAAGAGCAUCUACAGAAGGUUAAAGGUUAUGUUGCUUUGGCGCUUGAAGAAGGUGCCCAGGUGCAUUGUGGGGAGGGAGUGGACAAACUUAACCUUCCGCAACAAAAUGCGAGCGGCUAUUUCAUGUUGCCCACUAUCAUCUCCGGAGUGAAGGACUCCUCCGCGUUGAUGCAGGAAGAGAUUUUUGGCCCGGUAACCUGUGUGACACCCUUUGAUGAGGAGGAGGAAGUGAUAUCAAGGGCCAAUGGCGUCCGCUACGGUUUGUCCGCCACGGUGUGGUCACGAGAUGUGGGGCGCGUGCACAGGGUUGCUAGGAAACUGCAGGCUGGGUUGGUGUGGACCAACUGCUGGCUGAUCAGAGAUUUGAACCUCCCGUUUGGUGGCAUGAAAAACUCGGGCAUCGGUCGAGAGGGGGGAAAAGAUUCGUAUCACUUCUUCACUGAGGUUAAGUCCAUCACCAUCAAACACUGACACAGAAUGAAGCGGUAUAUGAGUCACUGUGUGCUUCAUGUGGCAUUUUAAAUCUGUAUACAAAUUAUAUAGAGGAAGCAAUCAGACUUGAUAUGAUUGCGAAAAAAGUCCCAAGAGAAAAUCUAAGUGCUUCGUAGCUUUUUUUUGGUGAUUGAAUGUUGGUGAAUUAUCUCGGUGGUCUUAAAUGGUCAUAUUCUUCAGCGUGUUUCGUUUUAGGACAUAGCAGUCUUCGGUUUUAUCGCUUAGAAGUUACAGAAACUGAAUGAAGUCAUCAGGUCUGCUUUGUUUAAAAUUCUGCUUCAUUGUUUUUCCUGAAAUUCCAAAAAAAAAAAAAAAAAGAAAUAAUAUAGAUAAAAUGAGUGCAUUAAUAUAAAAAAUAUACAGCUGUUAAUUGAAGGGUGCGUUUUUUGGAAAUAUUUCAAGAAAAUACUUAUCUUAUCAAAGUUUUGAACUUAUGAUUGUCACAUUACAUUUUAUUAUUAUUGUUUUAAUUGUCACAUUACAUUUUAUAGGUGGAAUAAGUAACAUUUUAAAUGUAUUUUUACAUUACAAAUAUUUUUUUAAUUAAUAAAUAAUUCACUUGUUUUAUUUUAAAAUUGCAUUCUUAGUGGAAAAGUGAUGAAUGCUGUUUGCUCUUGGUUAAAUCUAAUUUUGCUGCCUUUAGACAUUAAAGAGAUCUUAUUUGGGUUUUAUAUCAGAACAACAUAUGUGUGCAAAUGUUGCGGUUGGUUAGCUUCCCACAGCUGGGUGAUGGAUUAAUGUGCCGAUUCCAAGAAUUAUCAGCGUGGGAAGUGACUAUCUGACACAUGCUUUAGAAAACAUACAUACGCAUUUAAGUUCUGCAAAAGCCCACAACUAUUCUGUGCUUCAAAAUGUUUCACGUGAAUCAGAACAGCAGCUGAAGUGAUGGAGACAUGAUGUUUUUCCUCUUUGUUCAGACCUCUCUGGCCUUUAGGGCAAAUCUUUGUAUCACAACAUCUUUCAUACCUUACAAAAAAGGACACUAACAAACAGAAGCAAAGCGAAUCAAAAAUGCUAUUUCUAAGCCGGUUAAAGUCAUGUAAGUAAAUCAAAUCUGAAUAAAGCAUUCAUUUUAUAUACAUUUA